Messenger RNA from Ceraceosorus guamensis, 734 nucleotides. RefSeq lists its product as hypothetical. The record is from RefSeq and is a predicted model, not a curated record. Lineage: Eukaryota; Fungi; Basidiomycota; Exobasidiomycetes; Ceraceosorales; Ceraceosoraceae. Bases 184 to 636 code for a protein of 150 amino acids. The transcript has a single exon.
UGCACCUCCAAGGCAACAACAACGGCACGAAGACUCUCAAAAAAGAGACGACUUUGUCCGACCUUUGAAGAAGUCAGACAGACCCCUUGCCAACGUCAGAGCAUCCCUAUCAAGAAGGUCGCCAUACGCCGAAUUCCAAGACGCUUCCUUGCCGUUGUUUCGCGUGCACACAUAGAGCCCAAGAUGGUCUCGAGGGAAGUCUUGUCCCUCGAGGAGCACAUCAGGAGCGCAUCACAGCAGGCUCAAUUGGGCAGCAGGGCAACUCGACCUGAGCGAGGAGCGAAUCUGAGCGAAGUGGAGGAAGAGAGCGCGAGUAGGGCAGUAUCGCCAGAGGUUGAACAAGAUGGAGGCCUGGGUAUCAGCACAGGCGAGUCUAGCGACGCUCUGCCGGAAGUCGCGAGCAACACUUUGGAUUCCAGCUUCACACCUUCUGGUAGCGCGGUCAAUUCUUUGCAUGGCAGCUCCGAGCAUGGCGGUUGGGUCACCAACAGCUUGAGCCCUGUCAACAAUAGGACAGCCAGCGGUGCGAGGGUGAGUCGAUCGAUGCUGCUGCUAGAGUCGCACAGUUGGGCGCUGACGGACGUGCUGAUUGACACGCGGUUCGUCUUGCUUGCAGAGGGCAUCGUCGGCGUAUAGCGUCCCUCGUUGGAACAACUCACCACACAGCGGACCACCUUCUACUGCCUGCUCACCUCGUAGCGAUGAGGACUUGCCCAAAUCCCUGCGCUGGUCCA